AUGCACGAAGACCACGGGAAGUAUUUUUCAUUUGGGAGACAUUCUUAUACUGACUAUCAUGGCGAUAUGAACGAUCCUACAGGCCUAAUUGAAUACCCAAACUCCAGUUUCCAUCCAAGAUUUCUUUCAGCUCGCAAAUCAGGCUUAGAGCGUGGAAUAGACCCAAAAGAGAAAUGGAUGGCUUACUGUAAACCAAGCUGUACAAAAGAAGAAGCCAUGGUAAAGAGAUGCGAAGAAGCCUUGAAACUGCUUAAGGUUGGCGACAAGUCAUGCAUUUAUAGGUAUAGAGAAUGGGUGGAAUGUGUUGAAAAUUGUGUGCAACCCAAAAUCUUCUAUCAUCUUAGUGGAGCAAGCCGCAAAGGUCCAAUAGAUUGGCUCAAAGGACAUGGGCUAACUGGACUUCAUUAA
This is a messenger RNA of Blepharisma stoltei, 408 nucleotides long. The record is from the annotation of a GenBank genome assembly. Lineage: Eukaryota; Ciliophora; Heterotrichea; Heterotrichida; Blepharismidae.